Habropoda laboriosa is the source of this 603-nucleotide messenger RNA. Its product is annotated as homologous-pairing protein 2 homolog. The transcript has 2 exons. The record is from RefSeq and is a predicted model, not a curated record. Lineage: Eukaryota; Metazoa; Arthropoda; Insecta; Hymenoptera; Apidae. Gene Ontology annotation, molecular function: recombinase activator activity; double-stranded DNA binding. Gene Ontology annotation, biological process: homologous chromosome pairing at meiosis; meiotic strand invasion involved in reciprocal meiotic recombination; meiotic joint molecule formation. The coding region runs from base 1 to 603 and encodes 200 amino acids. Gene Ontology annotation, cellular component: condensed nuclear chromosome; DNA recombinase auxiliary factor complex.
AUGUCAGAAAUUGUAUACAAUUAUAUGAAAAUACAAAACAGACCUUAUAGUGUUAAUGAAAUAGUUUCAAAUUUGCAUAAUGAGUAUGGUAAAACAGCUGUACAGAAAGCUGUAGAGAAUUUAUUAAGCCAAGGAAAGAUAUUUGAAAAAGUCUAUGGAAAACAAAAAGUUUAUUGUCCAGUUCAAGAUACAACUCAUGAUGUGGAAGAAUUGAUGAGAAUAGAUAAAGAAUUACAGGCACAUGCCAAUGAAGUUGAAAGCAAAUAUCAAGAAUUAGAAAAAGAGAUUAAGAUACAAGAAGCAUUGUUGACUUCUAUGAAGUCCAGUAUUACAAUUGAAGAAGCAAAGAAACAAAAAGCUAUUCUUCAAGGGAGUAUUGCAGUCAUGAACAAUAAAUUAGAUACAUUAAUGGAGGCUAGUGGUACAGAAGACUUAACUGAAACCAAGAGGAAUGCAGAACAAGCAUUAAAUGAGUUUUCACGUGAAUAUGUGAAACGAAAACGUUUGUGUACAGAAAUUUUAGAUUGUAUCUUAGAUAAUUAUCCUGGUAGUAAAACUGAGUUGUAUGAGGAAAUAGGAAUAGAACCAAAAGUUGUUCAGUAG